Amoebophrya sp. A25 is the source of this 2990-nucleotide messenger RNA. NCBI's taxonomy places the organism in Eukaryota, Dinophyceae, Syndiniales, Amoebophryaceae. The record is from the annotation of a GenBank genome assembly.
CUUGGUAGUGCUGCCUGGUGAAGUACAUUUGUUCUUCUUCCCUGGUUUUUUGCUCAGGUAAAGUAGAUGGUUUGUUUUCCAUCUAUCGAUCAUGUAUCCAAGAAGCAAAAGAAGGUCCUGAUUUAGUAGAUUUUUGUAGACCCUAUAAGUAGAUGACUUGCGCAUCAUGCACAUGUGACUGUAUCAACUGCUAAGUGAAGGAGAUAUUCGUCCUCAUUCUUUAUAACUAAAAAGAUGAGGACAUCAAUUACUGCUGGUUUUCUUUGGAGGGCCGCGAGACUGACCUGGCCUUCCUCAGCUGCGAGCGGUCAUAGUGGGCCACGUCGGAUGCCACCGGUUAUGGAUCAUUGUCGAUUUUUGCGGGCUUUGGCUCUAGUUGGACUGCUUUGGCAACUUAUCGACGAUCUGUUUUAUUUUUUCGAACAGAGGCAGUACAUAAAGAGCGAUUCACGUUCGCUUGAUGAUAGAAAAUCCGACGCUAGAAGUGGUGCUUGCUCAUAUUACCCCUUUACAAGUAGGCAGAGGCAGCACCUUCGAGGCAGUGGAGAAGAGCUCUGGGAAGCCGAGAGCGAGAUGCGGGUCGAGCAGAGAUCUGCGUCAGGGAGUUUAGCUUUUGUCCGUUAUCCCAUGCUUCUCGCCCUCGCAGCAGACACCAGUAGCGGACCCGAUGAACAAGCAUUUGAAAGUGAAAGUAAAUCCAAGAAUAAAGCGAAGAAACCACCAGGGAAAAAGAAAGGUAAGUACUUACCUACGCGUCUUGACUUUGAUUAUGCAUUAACUCUGUUGCUGAAGACAGACAGAGAUAAGAGAAAUGCAUACAAAUACAUUUCGCCCCAUUUUUUUUCGGACAUGGACGUCUCGUGAACAACCUUCUUCCAGAUGGGGCCGGCAAAAAAAAUAAGGGAGAAAUGGAAGCGCCAGCAACAUGCACAGCUGAAUUGCAGUUUACGCCUGGCGAGGCGGCAAUGGACGUAAAAUUAGACUACUGUGUCGAACACGCCCAAUACACGUGCUGCCGACGCCCACAUGCCAACAGGGUGAAGUCAAAGAUGAACGAGCACGCGGUUAGUAUGAUGCGGAGUGGGCAGUACUCUUUGACCUUUGAAAAUUUUGAAACUGGACGACCUCAGACUUCUAAAGUUUCACAUUGAUUAAGGCCAAGCUCUCGAUGAUUCAUUAGCUUUUUAUCUUCACUGCUCGGGGUCGUCAUAUUGUUCUUACUCAUGUCGUAAAAAAUUACAGACUCCGUCCUCAUGGGUGUCUGCAAAAAGCAAAAAUGGCAUUCUCUAUUACGACAGGUGUGCAACUAUGACGAGACAGAUGCUUUGUAGCCAGUGCGACGGCGAUAUCGGAACGGGCCUCUUGUCAGCUGGAGGUGUGAUGCACAUAUGUCCUGUGCUUUGCGAUGCGUGGUUUAGCUCUUGUAAAGGUAUGAAGUGAUUACUUUUCCAUUUGUUACUGAAAUACUACAACGAGCAUGGAUGCAAGUAACUAGACAAUAAGAAAGAAAAUAGGAUCGUGUCGUUCCACCUCCAGAGUGAGUUGUUACUUCAAUGAAUAAUAAAUAGGCUUUCUGCCCCUUGUGUCUCUACCAGCAGACCUCAACAAGGAGCUACUAGGCCUGAUGUUAUGAUUCUCCAUAAUGAAACACUCCUCCAGACGAAUUCUGGCUUUCGCGUGGAGGCGGAGAGCUCGUUCCCUGCAAUAAUGACGUCGGAUGUCGCCCGCUUCACGAGUUGGCGGGAGAUUCCCAGGAUUUUUGCGAAAAUGCCUUUUCGAAGUUUCACGCUAUUGAGGUAGCAAAUCCAGCGGAUGAGCCAGAUCUUUGCUACGACGGCGUCCCAGCAAGUAGAACGAAGAAAGGAGAUAAGGUAUUGUUGUCAAUUGAUUUACUUAUUUCUGGAGGUUGUAUUUCAGCUGACGAAGCAUAGAAAGAAGCUAGUCAAAAGUAUUCAUUGAGAACUUCUUCCUACCUGAUGUUCUACUCCAACAGUGGCCGCCGCCAUCGCGCACUUCGAGUCCCGGGGAAAUGCCGUCAGGAAAUAUUUUCGUUCGCACACACCAAAUGAUGUAUCGCGAGUUCCGAAAGUUUUGUUCGGCUUUUCUACGCAGCGUGGUGGCCCCCUACGGGCACUAUUUGCUCGCGAUCUUUUUUGUUCUCGGGAGCCUCAUCUUGCACCUCGACAGUCGGCAGGGCUAUCCGCUGCUUUACGGAAUGCUAGGCACUUUCGGGAUACUCACGGUGAACCGCAAGCCGCGUGGUCGUGGAACCACGAAAGACACAGGCCCUUCCGCGAUGCUCUGCAACCAUGUCAAAGGAGUAAAGGAACGAGAAGGCAAUGGCAGUGUGUACCUCGACGAAGAGAGAUAUGUAGAAGACGAAGAAUACAGAGCAUACAUUGACAAGCUCAUAGAACAGCAGGACGUGCGAAAUCGGGAGAGGCGAGGUGCACCGGAGCCGGACGGGAGAGUCAUGCUGUUGCCAAGUGGCGGCGCCGUUCUAUCUGACAGGGACGGCACUUCUGCAGCCGAGGAGCCCUCGUCUUCCUCAUCGAGUGGAAGUAAUAGUAGCUCCGGGGCAGGCAAGAGUGCAGCAGCAUCCGCGAGCCCAAAAAGCGGACUAGAAACUGCGCCAACUGCUGCGCGGCAGCGUGGAGGAGACAAUAUUGCUGCUGCAUAACAUACGACGCUUCUGAAUCGAGACUGCGUCAACGACGGCCAGUUCAUUUUGCUGAGACAUAACCCAAACGAACCCCAUCCCCAGCAGACCCAUCCCGAUUACAAUCCUCAUCCCAUCGCGCGAAAUUUCCCAGUUUUCCACAUGCUUAUUUCGAAGAAACCACCUUGUAGCACUUAAGUGUCGUUUUCGUGAAUAAUGCAAGUCCUUCUACUCAACGCUGAGAAUAGAAACAAUUCGUUGAAUUUUCAGCUUGAUAUUGUAUGUUUUUGCGGUGUCACGUUGUUAUAGACAGACUGAUCAGAACACUUUC